Fulmarus glacialis (Northern fulmar) is the source of this 1176-nucleotide messenger RNA. RefSeq names its product RAB3A interacting protein (gene RAB3IP). Gene Ontology annotation, molecular function: guanyl-nucleotide exchange factor activity. Bases 128 to 892 code for a protein of 254 amino acids. The record is from RefSeq and is a predicted model, not a curated record. The transcript has 8 exons. Lineage: Eukaryota; Metazoa; Chordata; Aves; Procellariiformes; Procellariidae. Gene Ontology annotation, biological process: exocytosis. Gene Ontology annotation, cellular component: Golgi to plasma membrane transport vesicle.
AACUUUCAAUUUUCCAUAGGAGCUGAAGUUAAAAGAUGAAGAAUGUGAAAGGCUUUCUAAAGUGCGAGAUCAACUUGGACAGGAAUUGGAAGAACUUACAGCUAGUCUGUUUGAGGAAGCACACAAAAUGGUUAAAGAAGCUAAUGUCAAACAAGCUGCAGCAGAAAAGCAGUUAAAAGAAGCACAGGGAAAGAUCGAUGUCCUCCAGGCUGAAGUAGCAGCAUUGAAAACACUAGUACUGUCUACUUCACCGACAUCUCCAAUUAAGGAGUUUCAGUCUACUGGAAAAACUCCUUUUAAGAAAGGCCAUGCAAGAAACAAGAGUACAAGCAGUGCUAUGGGUGGCAGUCAUCAGGACCUUACCAUGAUGCAGCCAAUUGUAAAAGACUGUAAAGAGGCUGACCUAUCUUUGUACAAUGAAUUCAGAUCUUGGAAGGAUGAGCCUACUAUGGACAGAACAUGUCCUUUCUUGGACAAAAUUUAUCGGGAAGAUAUUUUUCCAUGUUUAACCUUCUCAAAAAGUGAGUUGGCCUCAGCUGUUCUGGAAGCUGUUGAAAACAACACUCUGAGCAUUGAACCUGUUGGCUUGCAACCUGUUCGAUUUGUGAAAGCUUCUGCAGUUGAAUGUGGGGGACCAAAGAAGUGUGCUCUCAGUGGACAAAGUAAGUCAUGCAAGCAUAGAAUCAAAUUAGGAGAUUCAAGCAGUUAUUACUACAUUUCUCCUUUCUGUCGUUACAGGAUCACUUCUGUGUGUAACUUCUUUACAUAUAUUCGAUACAUCCAGCAAGGACUAUUGAAGCAGCAAGAUGUGGAACAGAUGUUCUGGGAAGUUAUGCAGCUGCGAAGAGAGAUGUCACUAGCAAAACUUGGCUAUUACAAGGAAGAGCUCUAAAUCUUUUUACUCUUGCGCAUGCAUGAACUUCAUUGAAUAUACAUAAUUAAAAUUGCUGAAUCUUUUUUUGUCACUUGAUAUUUAUUUCCACAAAGUGGGUCCAAGAUCUUUCUCCUUUUGCAGAUUGCACUAAGAAGUACUGUGAUUGUUUCAAACUGACUUAUGCUGUACAUGCAUACAUAUAAUACUUAGUUGAACAAAUGUUGUAAGCACUUGCAGGUGUAUUAGUGAUUGUAAUUUACAUUUAAAAACAAAACUUCUGAUUAAAGUGUUAGACUGAAGCA